Messenger RNA from Plasmodium gallinaceum, 4263 nucleotides. RefSeq names its product conserved Plasmodium protein, unknown function. The record is from RefSeq and is a predicted model, not a curated record. The transcript has 4 exons. Lineage: Eukaryota; Apicomplexa; Aconoidasida; Haemosporida; Plasmodiidae. Bases 1 to 4263 code for a protein of 1420 amino acids.
AUGAAAAGUUCUUUUUGGAAUUUCAUAAAACAAAAAAAAGAUAACGAUGAUGAUACAAAACCAACGAAAGCUCAUUUAGGUGAAGAUAAUAAAUUUUAUUAUAAUAAAGAAUUAAAUAGAUGGGUUAUUAAAGGUGAAGAAGAUAAAAUUAAUGAUGAAGAAAAGUUGUCCGCACCUCCCAAAAUGAAUAAUUUACAGAAUCCUAAUUAUUGUUAUCGUUCUUUAGUUCAACAAAAGAAAACAAGAAGUGCUUUAACUAUUUAUGCUGAAACACCCGGAUUAAAAACAAUUAAAAAAAAUAAUUUAGUUCAAGGUGGGUUGAUAUCUCCAUAUAUGAAGUCUAUAGAUGAUAAUGAAACAGAAAGUAAUAUUCAGGAAGAAAAGAAAAAAGAAUCAAAUGAUUCUAAUUCAUAUUUACCUAAUAAUAAUAAUUCAGAAAAUAAGUUGGUAGAUAAAUCUAAAAUGAAUAUAGAUGAACAAAAUGAAGAAAAAAAAAAAAAAAAAGAGAAAGAGCGAAAGGAAAAAAAAGAAGAGAAAAAAGAAGAAGAAUCAAAAAUGGGUGAUAAAAAAAAAGAGAAGAAUCAAGAAUUGGUAUUAAAAGAGUUUAACGAAAAAGAUGUGUUACUAAAAAAACAGAACAUAAAGAAAAAUAUUAAUAAUGAAUUUUUAUCUGAAUAUAUGCAUAAGAAAAAUAUCAAUAAUUUAGAUAAAGAAUAUCCAGUGAUAGAUUCUGAUCAAAAUCAUUUAUAUAACAAAAAAAAUGAAAAAAAAAAUAGCUUAGAAAAUUUAAUUAAUAAUGAUACUCCGAAUGAAAUUGGUAAUAACGAAGAAGCAAUUAAUCUAAAAGAAGAAAAUAGAAGUUUUGAAAGUGUAAAUGGUAACUUGUGUGAAUUAAAAAAAAAUUCUAAAGAAAUAAGCAACAUUUCUAAUUUAAAUAUUAAAGACAAUGAGAAUAAUAUGAAUAAUAUUGAAAUUUUUAAUAAAAAUAAUAAAUGUUUAAAAGAAAAAAGUAAUGCAAGCAAUUAUAUAUAUAAUGAUGUAACUUCACCACAAAAAAAUAUAUCAAAAAAUAGCAUUGAUCACGCAGAUCAUGAAGAAAGCAAAAAUACUAUUUCGAAUUUUAGCAAUCAACAUGAUACAAAUACAGAAGAUAAUGAAAUAUCAUCAAAAAUUACACAUAUAGAUAAAAUAGAAAUUAAGGAAAAAAAAGAAAAUAUGCAUUUUAAUAUAAAUCAGAAAGAGAUAGUGGAUAAAAAUAGAAGCAUAGAAAUAAUUAAUGAAGAUAAUUUAGUAAAAAAUGAUUUAAAUGCAAUUAAUAAUAGUGAAGAUAUUAAAAAUAAUUUUUCUCUUUAUAAUGAGGAAAAUAUGAAUAACAUUAAAAAAGAAAAAGAGUUAAUUAAUUAUUUUAUUAUUAAGUUAAGAGAGAGUUUAAAUAUGGGGGAUAACUUUAGUAGCCUUAUAAAAUCAGAGAUAGAAAAAAUUAAUUUGUUUUUCACAGAAAAAAGAGAUUCUUUAGAAAUCCUAUAUAAUAAAUUAAAUGAAUUAAAAAAUGAAGAGGAAGAAAAUAAUAUAUAUAUAAAAGACAAAAUGGACAUACAUGAAAAUGAGCUUAACAACAUUUUAUAUGUUAUAAAUAUUAAAAACAAAAAAAUUAAAAAUGAAAUAGAAGGGUUCAUUAAUUCAUUCAACAAUUUGAAAAAAUUAAAAAUUAAAAAUGAGGAAAUUAUUUCUAUUUAUAAAAGUAGAGAAAGUAAAUUCUUAGAAGCCAUAAAAGAAUUAGAAGAAAAGCAAAUAAAAAAAAAUAACAUAUUUAAAAAUAAGGAAAAGCAGUAUAAAGAACUAAUUUUAAAAAAAGAAAAAUGUUUAAAAAUGGAAAAAAUGAAUAAUCAGAAAAAUUUAGAAAAUUUAAAAAAACAAGAAAUAUUAUUAAAAGAGGAAUUAAAAAAAAUUGAAUUAGAAACGAAAAAAGAAAUUUCUAUUUUAAAAGAAGAAUUUGAAAAAAAAAAAAAAAAAGAAAUUGAAAAUUUAGAAAAACAAAAAUGUGAAAUUAUGAAAAAUACCUUAGAAAAAGAAAUAAAUAAGGUUAAGGAAGAAUUUAAAACGAAAUAUGAAGAGGAAAAAAAAGAAGAAAUAGCAAAAGUAAAAGAAUCAGUUCAAAAUAAUUUUAACUCAAAGUUAGAAAAAUACAAAGAAAAAAUAGAAAAAAGCAAAAAUGAAUUUAUAAAUAAUUUAAUUAUUGAAAAAAAUAAUGAAUUAGAAACAUUAAAAUUUAAUAUGGAACAAAUAAAAAAUGAAGAAAUUUUAAGAUUAAAAGAGGAAAGUAAUAAAAUCAUAAAUGAAAAUAUAGAACAAAUUACAAGAAAUAUACGUGAAGAAGAAAGUAAAAAAAUUGAGAGCAUAAAAGAGGAAUAUGAAUUAAAUAAAAAUAAAGAAAUUGAAUCAUUGAUGAAUGAAUUAAAUUUAAAAAAUGAAGAUUUAAAAAAUAUGGAGAAAAAACUAAUAAAUGAUAAGAAUAGAGAUAUUGAAAAUGUUAAGAAACAAUUGGAAAGUAAUUAUAAUGAAGAAAUAAAUAAAUUGAAAGAAGAAUUAAAUAAUAAUUACGAGAUUAAAAUACAGCAGAUUAUUGAUGAAAAAGAAAAAGAUAAUUAUGAAAAAUUAAAAGAUGAAGAAAAAAGAUUAAUUCUUAUAUAUGAGGAAAAGUUAAUUUUGCAAAAAAAUGAACUAGAAAGAAUGUUAAAUGAGCAAAAACAAGAAUUAAGAGAAAAUAUAGAACUAGAGAAAAGUAAAGAAAUAAAAAUUCUAAAUGAUAAAAUUGAUAAAUUAGAUAUUGAAACAAAACUAUUAAUUAAGCAAAAAAAAGAAUUGGAAAUAAAUCUAUCAUUAUUAAAUGAAGAAAAAAUAAAUAUUUUAAAUAGAAAUAAGAAUUUAGAAGAUAAUUUGAAAAAUAAUGAUGAUAUAUAUAAAAAAAAUAUAAUAAUAUUAAAUGAGAAGAAUUCAAAAUUAGAGAAAGAAAUGGAAAAAAUCAUAGAAGAACAUUCAAAAGAGUCAGAAGAAAUUAGAGAAAAAUUUGCAGAGAUAUUAGAAGAAGAAAUUGAAAGAAUAAGAAAUGAAUCAGAAAAGAAGGUUGAUAAUUAUAUUAAAUUAUAUGAGCAAAUAAAUGAAGAGUAUAAAGUUAGAAAAAAGGAAUAUGAUGAUUUAUUAGAAAAAGCAAAUUCAAAUAACAAGGAUUUAACAAAAAAAUAUGAAGAAAAUAUACAAAAAAUAGGUGAAUAUGAAGAUAUGAUUAAGAUACUUGAAAAUCAAACGGAAGAAAUUGUUGAAAAAAGAAUAAAAGAAUUGAAUGAAGAAUUUGAUAGGAAGAAAGAAGAUUUUGAUAACGAAAAAAAAGAUUUAUUAAAAAAUUAUGAAAAUUUAUUAGAGAAUAAUGAAAAAAUAAAAAAGCAAUUAGAAAAUCAAUCUAGUUUAUCAACAAAAGAAAAUGAGGAAAAAAUGAUGCAAAUAAAAAAAAAUUAUGAAAUUAGAGAAAAGGAGAUGAAAGAAGAUUAUGAAAAAUUAAUGAACGAUUUUAAUGAACUUAAAAAUAAAAAUAAAGAAUUAUUAGAAAGUUUAAAUAAGGAAAAGGAGCUAAAUGAACGCUUUGAAAACUUAAAUGUGAAUGAUGAAUUUGAUAAUAAAGAAUUGAGUGAUGAAAACAAAAGAUUGAGUAAUGAAAACAAAGAAUUGAGUGAUGAAAACAAAAAAUUGAAUGAAAAUAUUACCCAUAUUAAAGAUGAGAUACUUGUCUUGCAGAAUAAAUAUGAUGAACUUAUCAAUGAAAAUGAGUAUUUAAAAAAUGAUGAACAAAAAAAAUUAUUAGACAAAUUAAAAAACCUCGAAAAUAUAAAUAAAAAUUUAAUGGAUGUAACUGAAAAAGAAAGAGAAUUAAAUUUAAAAAAUGUAAAUAUUAUUAAACGUUUACAAGCACAAAUAAAUGAACAAACAAAAUUAUAUAAAGAAUAUGUUGAUGAAUUAAAAGAUGAAAUUGCAAAUUUAAAAGAUUUAGAAAAUUCAAAUUCAAAUUCAAGUAAUUUAAAGUUAAUAGAAGAAAAUAAAAAGUUAAAGUUACAAAAUGAAAUUAUAACUACAAAAAAUGACACUAUAUCAACUGUUUUAGAUAAUUUAACAAAAAGAUUAAGUUUUAUAGAAACAAAAAUUAAAGACAAAGAUUAUGGGAAGGAAGUUAUAAAACAAGCAAAUGAUUUACAACUACAAGAGUUUAAAUAA